AGCGGAGCUCCACGCUGGGCCCCUGUCUGCCGGGAGAUGUUGAGUCCGCGGGACAUGGCGCUGCCGCUCCGAGUCCUUUUGUUCCUCGGAGGCUGCUGCCACGGAGCGGCCCCCAGUCACUCGAAUGGAAUUGAGUCGUUUGGGAACAUCACUGAGAACAUCACUGUUUCUGAGUCUCACCAACGAGAUGUGGAUGAAUGUAGGUUUGAAGGGCAGUGCCAGCAAGAGAUGGGGAAUCAGUGCAUCAACACCGUGGGAAGCUACAGCUGCAUCUGCCGAGCUGGUUACAGGCUGCAUGAAGGAGCCUGUGUGGAUGUUAAUGAAUGUGAGCAAGUUGUUCAGGCUUGUGGAGGACAGGCUGUGUGUGAAAAUACUCCGGGAAGUUACCACUGCAGCUGUCAGCCUGGAUUCCGUGGCAAUGGGAGCUACUGUGAAGAUGACAAUGAGUGUGCCUCAGGACAGCAUGGCUGUGACACUAAUGCCCGAUGUGGGAACAUCAUCGGCUCCUAUUUCUGCCAGUGCUACCAGGGAUUCAACGGAGACGGUUUCUCCUGCUUUGACAUCGAUGAGUGCUCCGUCAGUAAUGGGCAGUGCCAGCAGGUGUGUGUCAAUGACGCAGGCAGCUUCAAGUGCCAAUGUAACAAGGGUUACUCGCUGACUGACGACAGCAUGACUUGCACAGAUUUCGAUGAGUGUCUUGAUGAGAAUGCAGGUUGUAGUCAAAUCUGUACAAAUACCAAUGGGUCCUAUAUCUGCUCCUGUUCCCAUGGAUACCAGCUACAUGUUGAUAUGAAGCAGUGUGUUGAUAUUGAUGAGUGUAAGAUCGAUAAUGGCCACUGCUCCCACUCCUGCACCAACACAAAUGGAGGUCAUGUCUGUGUGUGCCCUGUUGGACUCGCGCUGGGCAAGGACAAAAGAACCUGUGUCAACAUCACCUCUUGUAAGAUGCAGAAUGGUGGUUGCGAACAUGUCUGCUCAGAGCGAGUGGGUGGACAGGUGGAGUGUUCCUGCCAACUUGGCUGGAAACUGCUGGCUGACAGGAAGAGUUGUACAGAUGUCGAUGAAUGUGGGGAUUUUGCGAAGGGCGGCUGUGAGCAGUUGUGCAACAACUCUGCUGGAAGUUACCGCUGCAGCUGUUUCCGAGGUUACCGCCCACGGAGUGACGACAGCACCAAGUGUGAACCUGUGUGUACCCCGGCCUGUCAGAACAAUGGGCUCUGUCUCGCUCCUGAUACCUGUCACUGUCCUGCUGGAUACCCUGGGCCAGGCUGCUCUGCAAUGUGUUCCCCACCAUGUUCUCAUGGUGGGACGUGUAUGAGGUCCAACACGUGUCUGUGUCCCCAGGGCUGGGCCGGAGCUGGCUGCCAGACAGCUGUGUGUGACUUACCCUGUGCUAACGGAGGGAGGUGUAUUGCGCCCAAUAGCUGCCAGUGUCCUUCUGACUACACGGGGAAACAGUGUCUCACAGCCACGUGCACUCCACGCUGCCUGAGCCAAGGGAAAUGCAUCGAUGUCAAUAAGUGCUUCUGCCCCAGAGGCUGGCAGGGAGCUCGCUGCCAGAUUGAGCCAGUUGUGUGUGUCCCAAAAUGUAAAAAUGGCGGCAUGUGUGUUGGAUACAAUAAAUGCCGAUGUCGCAGCCAGUUUACGGGAAAGAACUGUGAAACAGCUGUGAUCACUCCGUGUGUUCCCCUGUGCCAACAUGGAGGCACCUGUCGGCAGUUUAAUAAAUGUGAAUGUCCCGAGGGCACUGCAGGAAGUCGGUGUCAGAAACUCACGUGUCCCCUGGUGACGAUGACCGUGAGCACAGUCAGAGCCACUCGCCAGGCCAUUCGCCAGAGCUACAUGGACAGGUGUGGGCCGCUGGGGGCCCGACUUUGCACCAAGUACAGGAUGAAUCAACUCCGUGUCUAUGUACAUGCUUACAUGGUGGCUUACAAGAUACUGUGCCCGAAACGGGGGAGCGGGCAGUGACGGCACUGAUGCUGCAUGUGUUGGUUUGUGGCACGAUCACCAGGAAGAGAUCCACCACAAGUUUACAGUUAGUUACACAGUCCACAUGUAUCUCUGUGAUGAAGGGUUCUCCCACUGAAGCUAGUUAAAGAUGAUGAAAUGUUGGCUGAUUUAGCCCAUCCAGGUUUGCUGCUAAUAUUGCUGUUCACAAAUCGGAAAAUGACCCGGGUACAUCGCUGUCCACAAAGAUUGCCAGCUGCAGCACUUACUGCUGUUACAACUCUGUUCUUAUGCAACAGUAACUUACAUUUGUAUUGGGACACAAGAACAGGCAGAGGCUAUUCAGCCCCUUGAGCCAGUUCCAUCAUUCAGUGAGUCCAUGGCUGAUCUGUGGCCUAACUCCAUUUCCCGCCUUUGGCCCAUAUCCUUUAAUCCCUUUGCUUAACCAAAGUGUAUCUGUCUCAGGUUUAAAAUUAACAGCUGAUCCAGCGUGCGCUGCCCUUUGUGGAAGAACGUUCCAAACCUCUCCCACCCUGUGUGUGUGCAAGUGGUUCUGAAAAUCUCUCCUGAACGGUCUGGCCCUAACUCUCAGACUAGGUAACCACCCCAUCCGCCCAACCUAGUUCUGCAAUCUCCAACCAGGGAAAAUAGUCUGUCUGCCCUGUCAUUUACUAUUAGAAUGCAUAAGGUGUAGGAAGAAGCUAUUCAGCCCACCCAGUCUGUACUGACCCUUCAACGAGAAUACCACCUCGACACACACUAUCCCUGAAAUGCUGCAUUUCACCUCACCUGCACAUCCCUGGUCAUAAUGGGUAACCUUCCACAGCCAAUCCACAUUACUGGCAUAUGUUCAGACUGUGGGAGGAAACCCCCACAUACACAGGGAGAAUGUGCAAACUCCACACAGACAGUUAUCUGAGGGUGGAAUUGAACCUGGGUCCCUGGCACUGUGAGGCAGCAGUGCGAACCACUGACCUAACAUGCCGCCUCAAGAUAGACUUUGAUCUGAUCACCCCUAACUUUCUGUUUAUAAAGCAUUUGCCAAACAAUCAAACUUUCUAAGCUGCUGAGCAUAAGAAAUGAUUGAACAAACAUUGAUACUUAAAGAUGAACAAAGCUUUUCCAAUGGUGAAAUUGGUUUUGGGGAGUGUGAGGUGAAGGAGCACGGGCUCUAAGAGGAUAUUUCAGUGGGUAGGGUUCUGGUAACUGAGGACACAACUGAAGGGGUAAUAGAGACAUUCUACCAGUCCUGGACUUGGCACACCUCUGAACCUUCACUUUUCUACCUCCUUCAGCCCUUCGCUCCUCAGGCUGUGACCUACACUACAUUACUUUCUCUCAAUUCAAUCAUCGAGACCCUAGGAUUUCAAUAGAAGAAUUAGCAACAGUUUGAGGCCAUUCUUCUUUACUUUGCCAUCCUUGUGGUGAUGGACCUGAUAGUUGGAAAUGUAGCUUAGUCAGUGUAAAAUGUAAAGAGAGUCUGCCAGGAAAAGGGUAUGCAGAGCUUGCUUUUGUAUUUCAGAGCUGAUGCCAGUCAAAUAGCUGUUACUCAGCUCAAUCUGCUCUAUCAAUUCUCUGCUGUUUUACAUAUAAUAAAUUGGAUUUGUAAUUUACAACCAGCCCCUCAGUGUAAUAUAUUUUAUAUUUUCUCUGUUAGAAUAGGGGAUCACAGAGAGAAUAUGUUAAUUCAGGGAAGAGGGAUAGUAGGAUCAAACAGGUCAAGCAUCCCAAAUAACAGCACGGCUUUGUGAGGGGUAGGUCAUGCCUUACAAACCUUAUCGAGUUUUUUGAGGAUGUGACUAGAAAAGUUGAUGAGGGUCGA
Molecule: messenger RNA, 3772 nt
Organism: Stegostoma tigrinum
Lineage: Eukaryota; Metazoa; Chordata; Chondrichthyes; Orectolobiformes; Stegostomatidae
Exons: 18
Coding region: 37-1971 (644 amino acids)
Molecular function (GO): calcium ion binding
Source: RefSeq, a predicted model, not a curated record